This is a messenger RNA of Cuscuta campestris, 1664 nucleotides long. The record is from the annotation of a GenBank genome assembly. Lineage: Eukaryota; Viridiplantae; Streptophyta; Magnoliopsida; Solanales; Convolvulaceae.
ACCACCUUUUAAAAAGAAAAGGCAUAAUCUACGCGAUCGAACGUUGCCCCGUCGCCGCCGGUGUUCAUCGUUUCCGGUCAUCGACUCAUCGUUCUCUUCCGAUUCCUAGGAAAAGCUAUCGUCACUUGCUGCACUCCAUUUUCUCAAGUUCCAGGUAAAUCUGCAUAUCCCGUCUGCUGCUUUUAUUCGGUCGGUUUCAGUCCCGCCUAAAUCCCGAUUCCUCGCAAAGAUCUAGAGAAGUCAGACGAUGGGAUCGAAAAGCCAGAACUUUCAGAUUUUCAUUGAAUCCCCCGACCUCAAAAUCCCUACCCGGGCCCUGAAUAUUGAGACCUCGAUCCCUGAUUUCACCGUGAAGGAUCUCAAAUCAUCCCUCUUGCCCGAAACCCUAACCCUAAUACAGGACUCUUUCUAUUUCACCUUGAAUGGGAAAUUGAUCCCAGAUCCUACCCCUGUGAAAAGUUCCAUUAUUUCACCUCUCUCCACCUUAACCAUGCGUCUCCGCCUCGUGGGUGGAGGAGGUGAUGGUGGCGCCACAGGUGCGGAGUCUCGCGACUGUUACCUUAAAAUGUAUGCCAUCAAGAAACCCGACAAAAUUGACCCGAACGAGCGUAGGUUAUCAAAGUGGUUGAAUUGCACAUUGUCAAACGAGCCAUUGAAGCACCCUGUGGUGAUCGAUAAGCUUGGGAAUUUGUUUAACAAGGAGGCAUUGGUUGAAGCCUUGCUGAAGAAACAAGUGCCUAAGCAGUUUUCAUACAUAAAGGGACUGAGAGAUAUGGUACCCGUAGAGUUGUCAUUUAUUCCAGGUAUGGAGGACAGUGCCUUGUGUGGUGGUACAAGGUUUCAGUGCUCUGUAUCGGGGUUAGAGUUUAACGGAAAGUAUAAGUUCUUUGCACUCAGGACCUGUGGGCAUGUUUUCAGUGCCAAAGCUUUGAAAGAGGUAAAAUCGUCUGCUUGUUUGGUCUGUCACAAGGGGUUUGUGGAGAAUGACAAGAUUGUGAUAAACGGGAGCGAAGAUGAGGUUGCAGCAUUGAGAGAGAGAAUGGAGGAGGAAAAGGUAAAACUUAGAGACGGUAAGAAGUCAAAGAAGGGUAAGAAUGGGGAUGUUGUUCUUAGUGUAGAGGGUGGUGAGGUCACACCACACUUGAGCGGGGGCAAACGUGGGAUUGAUGAUAAUAAUGUUGGAGAGAAGGGAAAGUUGGAACUGAACAAAAAACACGGUCUUAAUGGUAAAAUAGAAGUGAAGAAUGUUGUGAAUGGACAUGCGAGGAAGCGGUUUAAGGCUGUUGAUAAUGCACCAGCUAAUGCUACCAAGGAAGUGUAUGCUUCUAUUUUCACAUCAUCUAGGAAAUCUGAUUUCAAGGAGACUUAUUCUUGUCGAUCACUGCCGCUUGGAAGAAAUUGAUGAGCUGAGCUGACAUAUCUCCGAGAUGACAAAAUAAAAUCGCGACUUUUCCCUUCUUAUACUGGAUUAUUGUUGUUGUAAUGCCCGGAGUGGUUGAUGUCUAGUGACUUGCACUCCCUUUCCCAGCAUCUCUCUUUUUUCGGUUUCGACACAGACUCAAACUCAAUAAAUUUAUGCUUUAUGUUGUAUUUUAUUUUUGUUUUCCAGGCAUUCCCAUAAUAGUGAUUAUUGAAAUUUAAAAUAAUAAAUCGAAGUUUUGUAA